AAUCCGCCGUCCGUUGUUCGUCCGUUGUUCGUUUGAAAAUCUUAAUUUGGAUUACGAUAGAAGUCGUCUGCAAAUUUUUUUUAUAACUGUUUUUAAAAUCACAUAGGUAAUAAUUAUGGCUGAGAAAAAUCACACAUCAAGAAUAGCGUCCUACAAAAAUGCUGGCCAAGGAACUAAUGAGCUUCGUCGCAAGCGAGCUGAGCUUAGUGUUGCGCUUCGGAAACAAGCGAGAGAUGAGCAACUGCUCAAACGUAGGGCCAUGUCUCCGGAGGCCGGUGACGAAGUCCAUACGGAGGAGAGACUCAUGACACCACAGGAAAUUGUUCAAGGUCUUAAGUCCUCAGACUUGGCAACUAAAACAGCCGCAGCUCGAGGUGCCAGAAAGAUGUUGUCCCGGGAGCAGAAUCCUCCAAUAUCCAUCAUGGUGGAAGCUGGAGUUGUCAAACCACUAGUCGAAGCUUUAGACAGAGACGACUGCACCGACCUUCAGUUCGAAGCCGCUUGGGCGAUCACAAACAUAGCGUCUGGAACGCAUGAUCACACGAUGUGUGUUAUAGAUGGCGGGGCAGUACCAAAACUAGUGGCCUUAUUGGCCCGGGGCGGCACCGUAGGGGAGCAGAGCGCCUGGGCCCUCGGCAACAUAGCCGGGGACGGCGCCGGCCCCAGGGACUCCGUGCUGAAGAGCGGAGCCCUACAAGCCCUGCUGCCGCUGCUGACUGCUGGCACGCAGCCCGCGCAGCUGCGCACCGCCGUGUGGGCCUACAGCAACUUCUGCAGAAACAAGAACCCGAUGGUGAAAUUCGAGUAUGUGUCACCAGCGCUGCCAUACAUCUCAGAGUUGUUGGAGAUUACCGAUCAAGAUGUCCUUGCCGAUGCUUGCUGGGCCCUCUCAUACCUCACCGAUGGCCCAAACGAUCGCAUAGAAGCAGUCCAGAACACCACAAACCUUCUACCCAGACUCAUAUCGUUGUUGGAACACAAGUCUCCCGCUGUCAGAACUCCAGCUUUGAGAGCCGUGGGGAAUAUGCUCACAGGGUCCGAUGAACAGACAGAUCGUUGCCUAGAAGCUGGGUGUCUAGAUCACCUAGUGACCCUCCUCCAUUGCGGCAAAGCGUCGCUAAUGAAGGAAGCCGCUUGGGCAGCUUCGAACAUUCUGGCCGGUACCAGCGAGCAGAUACAGAAGGCCAUAGACAAGCAGAUUCUACCUAGUCUACUGCACGUGCUAGCCUAUGAUGACCUCAAGUGUCAAAAGGAAGCAGCCUGGGCCAUAACCAACUUGUGUCUGGGCGGUUCUGGACCUCAAUUGGACGCUUUAUUAUCAGCCGGAUUCCUGGAACCUUACUGCGCUCUGCUCCAUGCCCCAGACCAUAGAGCUAUCACCGUUGUAUUGGACGGACUUACUAAUUUACUGCAGGCCGCUGUGAAAUACGGUCAAGUCGAGGCACUAUGUUUCAAGCUGGAAGAGAUCGGUGCUUUGGACCAAAUUGAGCUGCUGCAACAGCACGAAAACGUGGAUGUUUACAAGAAAGUCUUGCACAUCCUGGAUACAUACUUCGCUGACCAAGAAGACCAAAGCACCGAACCUGAGAAGACCGCUGACCAAUUCGAAUUCGGGACCAACCAGAAUAACCAGGAAAUCAACUUCUGAUUAAUGAAUUAUUAAAUAAAUCCAAAAAUGUUUAACCGAUAUUGCUAGCGAAUGAUGUUAAGCUAAAUACUGUCUUUAAUUCAGCCUAGAACUGCCGCUGAAUAUUUGC
Messenger RNA from Chilo suppressalis (striped riceborer), 1757 nucleotides. NCBI's taxonomy places the organism in Eukaryota, Metazoa, Arthropoda, Insecta, Lepidoptera, Crambidae. The record is from the annotation of a GenBank genome assembly.